UUUGUUUCAUUUUCAGUAUUUCAGAUGAAGAUAAGAUAAUUUUGCAAUUAAGUGUGAGAAGCUUAUGCUAUUGAAGUGAUUGAACAGUGGCAACCAUCAAGCAAAGAUGAAUUUUUGGUACUCAGCAUUGUGCUUAUUAUUUCUCCAUUUUUCUGUAAAUGCCUUUGAAGAAUUCACAAGGGAAAGGUUGGCUCGACUUCGGGAAGAGGUGCGGGAGAUGUUUCAGCACUCGUACGAGGGCUACCUGCGCCACGCCUACCCGCUGGACGAGCUGCGGCCGCUCACCUGUGACGGUAUCGACACCUGGGGAUCGUACUCGCUGACGCUGAUCGAUGCGCUCGACACACUGGCCGUCAUGGGAAAUAAUAGCGAGUUUCGACGGGUGGCCGAGCUGAUUGUGACGUCCCACUCGGACAUGGACCUCAACAUCAACGUGUCCGUGUUCGAGACCAACAUUCGGGUGGUGGGCGGACUGCUCAGCGCCCACCUGAUGCUCGACAGGGGCGGCGCGCCGCUGCCUCCCGGCUGGCCCUGUAACGGACCUCUGCUGGCACUGGCCGUGGACGUGGCCGACCGGAUCCUGCCCGCCUUCGACACGCCCACCGGUAUGCCUUACGGCACGGUGAACCUGCGGUACGGCGUACCCCCGGGUGAGACGCCCAUCACCUGUACUGCCGGCGUGGGCACGUUCAUCGUCGAGUUCGGCACACUCUCCAGGCUCACAGGCGACUCCUUAUAUGAGCGUGUGGCCCUGCGCGCCCUGUACGCCCUCUGGGAGCGUCAGUCCACACUCGGUCUGUUCGGCAACCACAUCAAUGUGUUGACCGGCAAAUGGACCGCACUGGAUGCCGGCAUCGGCGCCGGCGUCGACUCUUACUACGAGUACCUGGUGAAGGGCUCCCAGCUGCUGCAGCGGCCAGAGCUGGCCGCCAUGUUUGAGGAGGGCCGGCGUGCCGUCGACAAGCACGUCCGUCGCGACGACUGGCACAUGUGGGUGUCGAUGUCGCGCGGCCAGGUCACCAUCCCCGUCUUCCAGAGCCUGGAGGCGUUCUGGCCGGGCCUGCUCUCGCUCGUCGGGGACGACUCGGCGGCAAUGGGCACUCUGCACAACUACUUCCAGGUGUGGAAGCAGUUCGGCUUCACACCGGAGUUCUACAACAUUCCACACGGGGAGCCGUCCGAUGGUCGCGAGGGCUACCCGCUGCGACCUGAGCUGGUCGAGUCGCUCGUCUACUUGUACCGCAGUACUCGUAACCCCACACUGCUGCGGAUGGGCGAGCACCUGCUGCAUAGCAUCCAGCACUCGGCGCGCACCCGCUGCGGGUAUGCCACGGUGAAGAAUGUCCGCACUCACGCGCUCGACAACCGGAUGGAGUCGUUCUUCCUGGCGGAGACCACCAAGUACCUGUACUUACUGUUCGACCCGGACAAUUUUCUGCACAACCCUGGCUCGUCGGCGGUCGAGGUGGACACGCCGCGCGGACCGUGUGUCCUGCACGCCGGCGGAUACGUGUUCAACACAGAGGCGCACCCGAUGGACCCGGCGGCACUGGCCUGCUGCUCCAGUCCCCGUCUAGACGAUAUACUGCAGGAGAUUACCGACGACCCGCGACACAGACGAUUCAAGCUGUUCGGGGGCCGGCCGGUGCGGCCGCGGCCACCGCCCGUCGCCACUGCCGUGUGCCGGCGGCCCACGCUACAGGAACUAAUAGCCGAGCUGGCGUCACCGCGCCGACUCUCCGACGCCGCCAGGGCAGACUCAGAGCAGCGGUGUCUGAGACAUCUGGAGAUAAUGCGAGACCCGGCGGCGGAGCGCAGUUACGAGAGGUUGCGCUGCGAUCGGCCGCCGUUCGAGGACCGGCUGUUGGUGCUUAAUGAGGUAUUUACCAGCUGACAGCGUUCAACCGGCGCGUGGACUAAAAGGGGGAGGGGAGGAUUGAGAGAUUGGUGACUGAGCGCGGGGGAGUGGCCUCGGAUGACACGGACAAGUGAAGCACGCACGGAAUGCAAAACGGCUGAGCUCAGUCACAUCGAUGUCUGGUGGCUGAAUGAGGCGACUGGGGACCAGUAAGAUGAAUUUAUGAGAAUGUGAGGGUCGGCGAGGAUCUCAGCCACGCUGGAGUCGUACAAAAAAGAGAGACGGUGAUGCCAGAGCCCAGACUUCCGAGUAUUGAUCUGCGGUGUUACCUAUUCCAUUGAUGACUGCCUCGGCCAGUAUCGGUCGUUGUUGCUGUGUGCUAGCUGUAGGUUUGAUGGAACAUAUCUGGUUGUUUUUAAUUUAACAAGUUUUAUGUAUUGUUACAAGUAUUUCCGGACGCACCAAUGUGUUGUAUUACACAUUCUGUGAGUGUUGUGCAGUGUCGGGGCUGGGCGGGUGCAUGGCUGGGUGGAGUGUUAACCGUCUGGGAGUGGUGUAUUCGACGUUCGUUGUCAGUCUCUGGGGUGUACCAGGGUGUUUGUACCUCGGAUCGUGUGUACGGUACGCGUUGUACGCCGUCCUCCUCAGCUGUGAUCGGGAUAUCCCGGGCUCCCGCGGAGCAUGGGAGAAUAUCGGGGGAAUAUAUCCACACUCCCGCGGAGUCUGGAUCUGUGUAUUGUUUGACUGUGAUGUCCACAGUCAGUUCCAUGUGAGUGCACUAUUCCGACGGCACGCGGUACGGAAUCACGCCGAUCGAGCUACUGGCGCGGGCCGUCGCUGCGCUGUCGCCCCUCUUAUGCAGGGAUUUGUGGUGGCAAACGGCUCUGAGCCUAACGUCAAACAUGAAUUGGCGGGUAUCACAAGGUCUGACCAAUACAUGCUAAUUGUUUUC
Molecule: messenger RNA, 2810 nt
Organism: Amphibalanus amphitrite
Lineage: Eukaryota; Metazoa; Arthropoda; Thecostraca; Balanomorpha; Balanidae
Product: ER degradation-enhancing alpha-mannosidase-like protein 2
Exons: 11
Coding region: 107-1894 (595 amino acids)
Biological process (GO): endoplasmic reticulum mannose trimming; mannose trimming involved in glycoprotein ERAD pathway; carbohydrate metabolic process
Cellular component (GO): endoplasmic reticulum; membrane
Molecular function (GO): mannosyl-oligosaccharide 1,2-alpha-mannosidase activity; calcium ion binding
Source: RefSeq, a predicted model, not a curated record